Messenger RNA from Pieris napi, 3908 nucleotides. RefSeq lists its product as uncharacterized. Lineage: Eukaryota; Metazoa; Arthropoda; Insecta; Lepidoptera; Pieridae. The transcript has 8 exons. The record is from RefSeq and is a predicted model, not a curated record. The coding region runs from base 81 to 3578 and encodes 1165 amino acids.
CCCCUGAAGAAACAUUAAAAUGCAGUGUUUACAAACACGCAUUGAGCUAUCGAUUGGCGUGAUUUCAGUUGGUUACAAGUAUGUUGCUACUACUGCUCUUGUUCCAGCAAUCCACCGCUACUGAAGUACCACAUCAGGCAAAACAUAUAAUCAAGACCAUCGACUCCUGCCCCGAUGUUGGCUACUUUUUCCAACGUGAUCCGGUGCCAAACGCGCUAGAACCUGGACCCUGUCUGCUCUGCUUCUGCAAGGAGAACACCUCAGCCGUCUGCUGGAGACGAGACAACAGUAGAUGUGAUCACAAAGACUAUCGACAUUACGGAAAAAGGGAGACAAGACAACGUCGAAGUCCAGGUUUUAGCGACAUUUUCUUUCGAGAUGCGACCAGAGAUGUGUUUGACAGACGAACGCCGGAACAAUGCAAGCCUUACGAGUCGAGUUUCAGUGAAGGAUGUCCACCAGCGGACUGGUGCAUCGGUUGCACAGUAUGUGAUUGUGACGCUAAUGGGAGGUGGGAUUGUCAUAUUUUAAGCUUCUGCCCUGACAAAAAAGGCAAUAAGCAAUUAAAAAAAAGGAAGAGACCGUAUAGAAGCAAAAAUAUUAAGAGAAAUAAUAUUAAAGAAGAGAAAGCAAAGAAGAAAGAUAUUUUCAAGAAGAUACCACCUGAAAAAAUCACACAAAGGGGAAACACAACUAAAAAGUUUAUCAAUAAAACGCACACAAAGAAAUCUUCUAAAAGGUCGCCUAAUUUAAAUGGAAAGACCAUACAAGGAAAACAGCCUACUCAAAUUAAGAAAACUACUAAGAAAAUCCAGAAAGCAACAACUAAAAAGGCAAUCGACUCAAAAAUUAUAAAAAAUAAAUCAAUAACAAAUCAACAAAUGAAAAGGAAUGCGUAUAAAGAGGUUCUUCAGAAUGUAAAAGAGAAAAAUGAUACCUAUAAGUUAGCUGAAGCAAUUGUGAAAAAAGUUAUGUCUAGUGUGGAAAAGCUUAUGAAUGAAAAUCAGAAAAUACUGAAUACUAUGAAACCAAAGAUAGUACAAAAACGACAAAUGCCUAAACGAAAUGAUAUAAAAAUGAAAAAAAGCACAAAUAAAACGGACAACAACUUACCAAGGAAACAUUGGAUAAAAAAAAUUAAAGUAAAUAAGGAAAAAGAUCACCCGAAAUACAAUACAAGGGAUAAAAGAAGCAUUACCACAUCAGAUUCAAAUACAACAGUAACUACCGUUGAUACGACAACUAUAACUCUUCAACUUAGAAAUGAAACAAAAGUUAACUUGUUGGACGCAUCAAAUAUUACUGCUGCUUCAACCAAAACACUUUAUUACAAAUAUGAGCUUAACAAUAGUACUAUGGCCCCAAAUCAAACUAAAAUUGAACCUUUAACCAGUAAAAUAGACAUUAAUCAUUCAAUGAGAGAGGCCAACGUUAGCUUAAAUCACUCAAUUUUUAAUGACACAGACAAGGAUUUUAUAAAACAGCUUCAUGAUUUAAAAAUAAAGCACAACAAUUUUAUUGCUUCAAGAAUGAAACUAAAUGAUAAGUGGAAAGAUCUCCACUCGUUACUAUCAAGAGAGUAUAAUAAACGUAUGUACAAGAAAUAUAAAGAGAAUGCAACCGAAUCUAAUAUUAUCAAUGACAAAAAUCAAAAUACUUCAUGUGGUAAAGUAUGUACAUUCAAAAAGGUAUUUAAUAAAAUUAUAUAUGGGACAGAUUCCAACAGUACAGACAUAAACAAAGCUAAGAUUAAAAAAAUUAGUUUGGUAACAACAUUGAAAAACUUUUUUAAGCCUUUGUUAACCAAAAUUAAACCUCGACCUAAAAAGUUUAUACAUGCGAGAAAUAACAAAAAUGUUCUAAGUACUCUUUGCAGGAAAUUUGAGUUAUGUAAACCUGAUUUAAGUGACAAACUGCUACGAUUUAAAUUAACAGAACUGAAUCGUGAGACACAAAAUAUUUUUAAAAUUGUAGGUAGUAUUAAAGGCUUGCUACAUUUAUUAAAUACAACUGGAAACUCGUCUGAAACUGAAAUACCUGAAGUUGAGAAAUUAGAUCAGAUUUUGAGGGAUUUGUACAUGAUUGAUGAGGAUAAAACUAAUAUUACUGAAACUAAACGAAUUCAAAUAAAAUAUGUAAAACGAAAUACUCAAGAAUUCGUUAAAUCAUUAGAAAAGUUUGCAUUCACUCUGAAAGAUAUAAUUCAUAUUCUUCAAAAACAAAACAAAGCUUCAAAAUUACAUAAUAUGAAAUACCAAAGAAAUAUGAGAUGUGCGAAGCACUCAAUAAACCUAAAACCAAAAAUCGACGAUAAAUUAACGAAAUUAAAAAAAUUAAUACUACAUUAUAACUUACUUCAAAAUAGGUUUAUGUCAAAAAUGUAUGAUGUUUUAACAAGUUCGGAAAGUCACGAAGAUGGUGUAAAACCAAAAGUAAGUGAAAAAAGGGUAUUUAAUAAUUCUUCUGAAAUAGAAACAUAUUCUAGAAAUAUAAUUGAAAAUCUUAGGAAACUUCAAAUAAUAGGACAAAAACUGAGUUCUAGAUCGAGAGUUAAACGUAACGCUAUGGGUGAUGACGAUGCUAUUGACUAUUUAUUAGUACUUAUGGAAUAUUUGUUAAAACAGAACAAACCUGUAGUAAACCCUCAAGUGAGUGAUGGUAUCGAUUUAUUAAUAGACGCAAUAAAAAAUGCACCUGAUAUAAAACCUAUUACAUUUAAUGCAGUGCGCUUUACAACAUUUAGAACUCCUACAAGAACAACCGAUUCUUCAGAAAACAUAUCAUUUAGUAGUAGAGCAAAUAAUAAGAAUAAUAAAAGCAAACACUACCAACAUACAAAAACAGAAUCAUUUGAUGAUACUUUUUACGACCCUGAUGAAAAAAAUAGUUUAAAAGGAAAUGAAAUGGAUGCUACCCCCUUUAAUAAUAAUAAAAUAAAAGAAAAUCAUAUUGAAAAUACAGAAAUCGUUGGUGAAGAAAUUAUAAAUUCCGCCAAUGUUUAUUUUAACAAAAACCCAGCCGACACGGCAAUAGACACAUUUUUAAAGGAAAAAUCAGGCAACAAAUCCUCUAAAAAUAAGUACGAAGUCUAUAAUGCUGAUGAUGAUGAAGAAGAUGAUGAUAUCGAUGUCACACCUAAGAAAUUACACAGAAAUAAAGAAGAUGUUUACAUGAAAGCUGAAAUCGAUUUAGAAAAAGAACGUGAAAAAGUUCUUAAUCGCCUAACUGAUGUAGUUGAUGAAGUUAGUGAUAGUAAAAACAAAAAUGAUACAAUCUCACACCAAGAUUGGGAAAUCGAUAACAUUGAUCUAGACUUUAAAGUUGAAACAACUACAAAAGUGACACCUAAACCACAGCAAGUAACACGCACUGCUAGAAGGCAUGCAGAUAAAUACACUAAUCCAAUAAGUGGUAUGUCUAGUGAAGAGUUAGAAAAUCAUUCGAAGCCAAUAAUCCAGUCUACUAGAGAAUUGAAGAAAAUAGACAUUUUCAAUUCGUUCGAUUAUAAUAUAGAGAGAACAGAUGUUGACUCUGAAUCAAAAGAAGAUAAAAACGAUGCGUUUUCAGACUUUGUUUAGAACAAGGACAUCUUAAAUCUAGCAUAAGAUUAAAUUAAAAUACGAUUGAGAUUAAUUAGAUUUAAUACGACUAAUUUCGGUCACAUAAUAUUAUUUUACUAUAUAAUUAUUGUUAUGUCAUUGUACCUAAACGUUUAGAUUGAAAAUAGUUAUUACGUUUCGCUCAUACAAUUGUAUCAAAUAAUUAUUUUAAAUGCUAGUUCACCUUGCUCCUAUUUCGUGAUCUGACAAUCUCUUGGUCCCUUUAGGGUCGCGUUUAUGUGAAUACAUCGUGUGAUUAGAUUUUUCUAAAUUAUUGUAAAUACAAAACAUAUGCAGUGUUUACUUUUA